Molecule: messenger RNA, 757 nt
Organism: Amphimedon queenslandica
Lineage: Eukaryota; Metazoa; Porifera; Demospongiae; Haplosclerida; Niphatidae
Product: N-acetyltransferase 6-like
Exons: 4
Coding region: 29-670 (213 amino acids)
Biological process (GO): protein acetylation
Cellular component (GO): cytoplasm
Molecular function (GO): N-acetyltransferase activity; acetyl-CoA binding
Source: RefSeq, a predicted model, not a curated record
UGGUGAUAGUGGUCAUGUGGCUUCUUACAUGCAAAUGGCUGAUGACUAUGAGGUACUAGAGCUUCAGUUUAGACCUGAUCUCCUUGAACCAGCAGCUCAUCUUCUCAAUGAACAGUGGCCUAGAAGCUUAGAGGCAAGGAAGCACUCCAUUUCUGAUAGCAAGACUGACCUACCUGUAUCUCUCCUACUAAUAACAAAAGACAAGGAGAGAGUGAUUGGAUUUGUUAGGAUAUUCAAAGUUGCCAAUAGAAGUAAUGCUGGACUUAUUGAAUCACUCGUCAUCUCACCUGACAUGAGAAGGUGUGGCUUUGGACGUCGCCUAAUGGAAGCAGCUGAAGCACAUGUAAAGAGACUAGGGUAUACUACCAUGCAUCUGUCAACUAAUGAUCAGCAUAUCUUUUAUAAACGGAUUGGAUACAUUGAGAGCACAUCAGUUAAUGCUGUAAGGAAAUGCACAGCUAUACAUCAAACUAGUGAUGAUGAAGAUGAUUCUUCAUGUAAUGAAGCAAUAGAUGAGCCUCUUCCUGAACCCUCUCCUAAUGUUAAUGACUCUACUGAUACUCCAAUAGCCACUUCCCUUCCUCCUCCUCCUCCUCCUCCUCCUCCUCCUCCUUUAUUGGUUCCUAAAAUUGAUGAUACUGUCACUAAGUGGUAUAUUAAACACUUAUAAUAAACGUUAUUUUUUAUAAUUUCAGUCUAUUUACUGUGUCCAUGUUUUUGAAUCUUAUCAAUACUAAUGUUCCCAAUUGUCAUAAAA